Messenger RNA from Rhodofomes roseus, 2049 nucleotides. Its product is annotated as IgA peptidase M64-domain-containing protein. The transcript is spliced from 10 exons. Gene Ontology annotation, molecular function: metallopeptidase activity. Bases 77 to 1942 code for a protein of 621 amino acids. NCBI's taxonomy places the organism in Eukaryota, Fungi, Basidiomycota, Agaricomycetes, Polyporales, Fomitopsidaceae. The record is from RefSeq and is a predicted model, not a curated record.
CCGUGACUUGCGGAGUGCGCCCGUCGCCUCAGUUCCCCCCAUCUGUGAAGAAACCCUGCGAGCUUUACACUCAGCUAUGUGGUUGCUAUCUCUACUUGCCGCCACGAGUCUAGUCGUUCUUGCUAAUGCGAGCCAGGAUGAGAGCAAGGGUCGGCCACACGAGCUGCUUAUCUACCGCGACCAACAUAGCGCAGAGUGCACUUUUGCAAGCCUGAAGACGGUGCAAGGAUACAGAGAACUUGCGACCUACGGGAACUUGGGGAACGAGGCGCUGAGCGACGUGGAGGAGCGCCUUCGCUUCGUUCAGCAGCAUCGCGACGAAGCGUGGUUACAGCUGCUCCAAUUUUGCGGGCCGGAAGAUAGCUGGAAUUUCCCCGUUCUCACUGACAUCAAACGCUCUGUGCUACUAGAUUACGGAGGCACCACUGAGCAGGAUGCUUUUGCGGUACCGGAGCCAGCUCGUGGCUUCUUCCCACUCGAGUUCGAGCUGGAGCCACUCGUCAAAUCAGGUCACUCGAGCAACAGAGUUGAUCUAAUAUUCUUCGCAGACGGAUACACGAGGGACGAGCGUGACAAGUUCAUUGAGGAUGCAUAUCGCUUGGCCAUGGACAUCUCGAGCAAUCAGACAUUCUACACUGUCAAGCCUCUGCUGAACUUCUGGGCUGCAUUCACACCCAGCGUAGAGAGCGGAGUGGGUACUGACGGCAAGCCGAAAGAUACACCUUUCGGCCUAUACCGCGAUGGCACCGAGCUUCGCGGUGUUUAUUAUGCAAAGCCAGAAAUUGCACGAGCCGCAUGCUUCUACUUCGAAGACAAGUGCGAUUACCCUGUCCUCAUGGGCAACGACCCUCUGUACGGAGGACUCGGGGGAGAAUUCACCGUCAUCACCCCUUCACUUGCGAACGGGGCACUUGUGCUCAGGCACGAGCUCGGUCACUCCAUCAUCGACGUCGGGGAGGAGUACGAUGGUGGACCAGAUUAUUUCGGCGUGAAUGCGCAUCACAACAUCUCCGAGCCUAUACCGUGGGCGCAUUGGUUCACAAAUGCUUCGCGGGCACGGCACCAGCACGAAGAUGGCGCCGACGCCGACGUACGCGUGGAACGCUCGGUCAUGCCGAUGCAGGCGUACCCGUGGACGAUGCUCAACACGUCUGAACCGUGGUCAAUCACGUUCAACUCGUCUGGAGCGUAUUCGAGGCACCUCGUUCGAUUCUCGCUCUCCGGCCUCCCUGAGGCAGAGGAACUGAAGGUCGAGAUUGAUGGCGAGGAACUGGGAUGGACGCCGCGAGUGGAUAUUGGCGUGGACCGAUGGCACUACGAUAUCCAUCGCGACGCUGCACUGAGCGCAGGCGCGCACGAAGUGAAAUUCACACUCGUGAACGGGGACCGCGAAGGGAUCGCGCAGUUGUGCAGCGUAGAGGUACUGGAGUUCGGCAACGAAGCAGAAUUCAUAUCCGCGCCCGGUUACCAUGGUGUAUUCCCAACGUUCUCAGACGUGAACGAGACGACGUACCGCCCGACGAACGAGGAUUGCCUCAUGCGCAUCGUCACGACGCCCAACUUCUGCAAGGUCUGCCUGGAGGGGCUCUGGAUGGCACUUCUCCGUCGGGUCGACCUCAUCGACGACAUGCGCGCGUCGUGCAUACGCAAGGGGCGCGAAUGGACGCGGCGCAUUGAGCUCGACCUGGUCCCGCUCGGGCAAUUCCGCGAAGAGCCCGUUGAUGUCAAGGAGAGUUACAGCAUUGUUUGGAUGAAGGACGGCCAGAUGCUGGAGCAGUUCACGGACGAGAAGACGGUGGAAAUCGCUGACGGGGACGCGGCAGGAGUGUAUACUGCCCAUGUUCAGUAUUUGACGGAAGAAGUCCGCGUCGACAAGGCUGGUCUCACAAAGUCACAACGGCAGUACAGGGUUGCGGGUAGCUGUGAAGAGUUACCUAUGUAGGUUGAUUGGCUGUGGUUUCUUAUCCGCAUUUGAACGCAGUGAAUUCUCGUCUCGCACUUCUCAGAAACGUGCGUCAACGAGAGGUCGUUGCGGCAUGACUUGGAGCA